CAAUCAAGGAACACAGACUCAUUUCAACACUAGUCUAGCAUAACAGACUUGGGGAGGUUAGAAAAAGCAUACUCACACAACACACUUAAAGGGUGUUUUAUAUAUUUUACAAGUCCAAGUUACUAUAAAGCAGAAGUAGGAAGGCAAAUUUAGGUUGCAAAAUAACUUCAUAAUGUACACACAGCUACAUAUCAAUGAUUUGGCACUCUCUGCCUUUGAAAUUAUCCAAGACACUGCUUUCUGCUCUUUAAUGCUUGAUUUGAAUUAAGAAUGAUACAUCAAAGAUAAGAUAUAUGCUUUCUGAGUGUUCUGAAGCUUAAAAUUUUAUAGAGUUUUCAAGAAGCGCCUGGUGGAUCCAAACUGCUGACCUUUUGGUUAGCAGCCGUAGCUCUUAACCAUUAUGCCACCAAGGUUUCCUAAGUAAAAAUAGACCCAACAAUUUCCUCUCUGGUGUCAUUAUGACUUUUACCCACCUGUGAACCCCUCCAUCUCCCACCCCACCCCCCAAUAUCCCAUAUAUAUCUCAUAGGAUAAAGGAAAGGGAAUCUUCAAAGCACAGGUCACCGUCAUAAGCCGUGUUGAAAGCCCAGAAAAUAACUUAGAAAGUUCAUCUCCUCAUCUCUAACCAUUAAGGACUGAGGACCAUCCAGCCAAUUGCUAAAGACUUGGCUCUGGAUUUGAGAGAUUUCUCGUCCCCACUGCCCUGGUGACCCAGCUGUACUCACCCAUGACUCACCCAUGACUGAGUUGAGUGGGAGAGGGGCUUUUUCUUGGCAGACAGAGCUCCUUUUAACAUAAUCAAACUAGUCACAGAGGAAGUUGGGAGAUGUCAGCUGAGGAGGGGGAAGAGAUAGAGAAGGCAGAACCAUGGUGAGGGUCUCGAGCAGGUGGACAAUAACAUAAGACACUGGUUCUCAGUUUUUUAGGUUUUAUCCUCCUUUGAUGAAAACUUGUGGGCUUUCCCCUGGACAAAUAUAUUAAGACAUACACCAAACAGUUUGCACAUGGGCCCUCUGAAGGAACCUGUCUAUGGACUCCAAGUUAAGAACCCCUGGACUAAAGGAAGAAUCACACCUUGGGUCAUAACCAGUGGGGAAUGGAGAGAAAUUUAAUCGAGUCGUCACUGUCAGUAGCCUGUGAGUCACCAGACAGGAACUGUCCCAAGAGCACACACUCCCUCCCCCUGUGUGGGCAGAGGAGCCACAGUUUUAAGACCACAGGCAAGACAGAGUCAGGUGAUGUCAUAACAUAGUUUCUGACUAUAAAUAUUUCCCUGGAAUGUGUCCUGUUUACUAAUUACUGAGGUGCUUACCACGCUGUCCAGACAUGCCCCUAAACUCCCUAGGACAGGGUCCAUGCCCUACUCAUCCUGUGCCUAGUGGCCAGUGGAUAUUUCUUAAAUUGGGAAUUAUCAAGCUAAUUAAUUAGUGAAUGUGUGUGUGUGUGUGUGUGUGUAGAAGUAUUAUGUUUAAGGCAUUUUUUUUCUUUAUAAGGCCAUGUGGACUUUUGCUAAGCUCCAAGCCAGGUAAUCACUGAAUCUCAAGCUAUUUUAGCUGUUGGAAGUAGUCCUAGAGCUAGAAAAUUUGGGAGGAGUAUGGUGGGAAGGAGCCCUGGUGGCACAGUGGUUAAAACACUUGGCUGCUAACCAGAAGGUUGGAGGUUUGAACCUACCAGUUGCUCCUCAGGAAAAUGACAUGGUAAUCUGCUUCCUUACAGAUUUACAGCCUUGGAAACUGUAUGAGGCAUUUUUCCUCUGUCCUAUAGGGUCACUAUGAGUCAGAAUCGACUUGACAGCAGUGGGUUUGGUUUUGGUUUGAUGGUAGGAACCUAUGAAAGGGAAAACCAAAGGGCACAGUCACAACUGAUUCAUGGAUUGCUGGUGUGCUAAGGCAGGACUUCUCAAACUUUAAAAUGUGUAAGAAUUGUUUGGGGAUCUUGUCAAAAUGCCAAUUCUGAUUCAUUAGGCCUGCGGUGGGGCCAGAGAUCUUUCAUUUCUAACAAGCUUCUGGGUGAUCCUGAGGUUGCUGGUUUGCAGACCACACUAUGAGUGUAGCAAGAUGCUGAGGAAUCUUAAUGGUCAUAUAAUCAAACACCUUCCUUUAUCACAGGGGUAAACUGAGUCCCAGGAAGAGUCGCUAACCUUGACUAGGUCAUAGUUAAGUAGUGGUAGAGCUGAGAUCAACUUAAAGUUUCCAAUUGGGGUAGAUUUUUUGAAUAUGAUGUAACACUCUUCCUGGAGUAUGGGUAGUUUUCCCUAUCCAACAUGGACAUCCAGUUAAGAGAUGGCUUUUUGUGAGACAAUGUGCAGCGGCUAGGGUAAAGAGAAGCAAGAGGGAGCAGGACCCUAGAUCUUCCCAUGCCCUGUAGACAUCUCUACAUAAAAAUAGGCACCCAACGCACUUUCACUUAGUCUUAUUCCUGAACCACUUGCCCAGACUCACUCCAUGCCCUAUAUCCCAACCAGCUCCCAACUCUCCCAUCUUCUGAUCUUGUUGUUCAUUGUCCCUAUUUAUGAGCUUAGUUUGUCCUUUGGAUAUGAUACUCAACGAAAAAAUAGAACCCUGAAACCAAACCCACUCCUGUUGAGUUGAUUCCAACUCAGAGUGACCCUAUAGAACAGAAUAGAACUGCCAUAGGGUUUCCAAGACUGUAAAUCUUCAUAGAAGCGGGCUGCCACAUCUUUCCCCCGUGAAGUAGCUGAUGGGUUCGAACCAAUGACCUUUUGUUUAGCAGCCAAGCACUUUAACCACUGCAUCACCAGAGCUCCUUACUCAACAAAGACAGGACCAGAUUAAAGUGAAUUGUGAUCAAGGAGGGGAGCAAAAGUCAUGGCCAGGUAAGGAGGAACCUCCUACUUUUCUUGAGUUAACCUUCUUUUUUUUUUAUUUUUAAAAAAUUUUUAUUGUGCUUUAAGUGAAAGUUUACAAGUCAAGUCAGUCUCUCAUACAAAAAUGUAUAUACACCUUGCUAUAUACUCUUAGUUGCUCUCCCCAUAAUGAGACAGCACACUCCUUCUCUCCACCAUGUAUUCCCGUGUCCAUGCAGCCAGCUUCUGUCCCCCUCUGCUUUCUCAUCUCCCCUCCAGACAGGAGUUGCCCACUUAGUCUCAUGUGUCUACUUGAGCCAAGAAGCUCACUCCUCACCAGUAUCAUUUUCUAUCUUAUAGUCCAGUCCAAUCCCUGUCUGAAGAGUUGGCUUUGGGAAUGGUUCCAGUCUUGGGCUAACGGAAGGUCUGGGUCUCAGUCUCAGUCUCAGUCAGACCAUUAAGUCUGGUCUUCUUCUGAGAAUUUGAGGUCUGCAUCCCACCGCUCUCCUGCUCCCUCAGGGGUUCUCUGUUGUGUUCUCUGUCAGGGCAGUCAUCGGUUGUAGCCAGGCACCAUCUAGUUCUUCUGGUCUUAGGCUGAUGUAGUCUUUGAUUUAUGUGGCCCUUUCUGUCUCUUGGGCUUAUAAUUACCUUGUAUCUUUGGUGUUCUUCAUUUUCCUUUGCUCCAGGUGGGUUGAGACCAAUUGAUGCAUCUUAGAUGGCCGCUUGCUAGUGUUUAAGACCCCAGAUACCACUCACCAAAGUGGGAUGCAGAAUGUUUUCUUAUUAUUGUUUUAUUAUGCCAGUUGACCCAGAUGUCUCCUGAAACCAUGGUCCCCAAACCCCUGCCCUGCUUCUCUGGCCUUCGAAGCAUCCGGUUUAUUCAGGAAACUUCUUUGCUUUUGGUUUAGUCCAGUUGUGCUGACCUCUCCUGUAUUGUGAGUUAACCCCCUUCUUAGUGCUUCUAUCCAGAGAAUCCUAACUUUAUUUUUGCUGAUCUCUAUAAAGUCUGCUUUUUAAUGUCUAAGGUCUAUGUCUGACAGUGCUUAGCUCUUAGCAAUGGCACAGUCACUUUCUCCUAGGGUUCCCAGCCAUUCCAUGUCUCUAAUUGGCUCUUCCACACUGAACAGGGUUUGGUUCAGAACAGCACUGUCUUCAUCUUCAGGAGGCAAUGGUGGUACCGUGGUAACCAAACUUAAGGUCCCUACCUCUACCAGAGGUUUAGGGUGGGCUUGGGAAUCUGAAUUUUAAGAAGCGUCCCCAGGAAAUUCUGCUGCAGAUAAAUAGGGGGCCUAACUUGGAGAAAUAUUGACGUGAACUUGGGUGUCAGACAUUCAAAUCUACCCCUACAAUUUAUUAGCUGUAUAGCCUUGAUCAAAUUAGUUUAUCUUUGCUAGCCUUAGUUUCCUCAUCUUUAACAAAGAGUUGAUAAAACCCAUGUCUGAGUGUUAAGACCAUGAGAUGAGGUGACAUAUAUAUAAUGUUUUGUACAGUCCAAGGCAGUUAGUAAGUACUCACUGGCGUUGCUACGAGAAUAAUUUCUUCCUUUAGCCUCAGAAUAGGGAAAUUAUUAGCAGGUAAUAACUGGACAUGUUUUUCAGGAGGCACCAGUCCCUGGAGAAUGACAUUAUCCUUGGUAAAGUAGAGGGUCAGUGGAAAAGAGGAAGACCCUCAAUGAGAUGGACUGACACAGUGGCUGCAACAAUGGGCUCAAACAUAACAGUGAUUGUGAGGAUGGCACAGGGCCGGGCAGCGUUUUGUUCUGUUGUACAAUGGCCCCUGACAACUAACAGUAAUCUGUUACAUAUCGUUUUUAGCAGAUUGAAAUUGCCAAUAUAUGCCUGUGAGUCUUCGGGAUAAUCAUCAGUAUUAUUUUCCUCUGAUGCUUUUGGCGAUUUAUAUUAGUAAUUGGUUAUGAUUUCCAUUCAUAGCCGUUGGCCUUGCACUUUUAGUUGGGGACCACAGUUUGUUGAAUAUUUUUAAAUGAGUGAAUGCCACCUGACUAGGCCUUCUGUGGAACAUGCCCACUGCGGCACUACGUCUGUCCUUCUGCUGCAAAUACUCUCCACCAUUCCCUUGACAUAUAACCAGUUACUACGGUGUCAGUUCCGAUUAUGGUGAGCCCAGGUGUGUCAGAGUAGAACUGUGCUCCGUAGGGUUUUCAACGGUUGAUGUUUUUUAGAAGUAGAUCUCCAGGCCUUUCUUCUGAGGUGCCUCUGGAUGGACUCGAACCUCCAAAUCGUUUGUACCACCCAGGGACUCCUUUUGACAUAUAAACCAAAAAACCAAAUCCAUUGCCGUUGAGUCAAUUCCAACUCAUAGCAGCCCUAUAGGACAGAGUAGAGCUGCCCCAUAGGGUUUCCAAGGAGAGGCUGAUGGAUUCAAACUGCCGACUUUUUGGUUAGCAGCCAUAGCUCUUAACCACGACACCACCAGGACUCCUCUUGACAUGUAGUGCUGGUUUAAUUCCAUCCCGGCCAGACCCUUCCCAUUGCUCCAAUCCAGUGACAAGUGCCAUCCCACAGAGCUGUGGUGGUAGCUGCUGGUUUGUACUUACUUUCUUGCAUGAAAACUGUCAAUUCACUUUACCAUAUAUGUGCUGUGUGCAUAAAUUACCAUUUUAAAAUAGAGAAGUGAUGAGAGAUGAGGCUGGUGAAAUGAGAGUAGGAUUUGGCAUGGUGUGUGGAGGUGUGGCCUUGAUGACCAGGCGAUAGGGAACCACAUUUUGUUUUUAGUUUAGGUUUUUUUUCUUUUUGGUUUUUAAUUCAGGCCCCAUUGAGUUUGUUUUGUUUUUGUUUUUUAAUAAUAUUUUAUUGUGUUUUCGGUGAAAGUUUACACAGCAGUUUAAGUUCCCAUUCAACAAUUUGUACACAAGUUGUUCAGUGACAUUGAGUACAUCCUUUACAAUACGUGAACAUUCUCGUCAUUUUCUGUUCUGGUUGUUCUGUUGCCAUUAAUGUAGUCUCCCUGCCCCCUUACAGUCUUAUCUUUGUUUUAAAGUAAUGUUGACCAUUUGGUCGCAUACAGAUGAUUUUUUUAAAGAAGCACAGUACUCAGGGGUGAUAUUCUUUAUUUUGUGAGCCAAUGUGUUAUACAGCUAAAAGUGACCUCAGGGGCAAGCCCUAUUGAGUUUAUUUUGGUUUUAUUUCAAGACUUUGUAAAGAGUAUCAAAGGAUCAAUUCAGAAGGGUUGAACCUACACUGCAGAAGUUACACCCACGAUUAUCCAUCAAUGAAUAAAUACAUGUAAUAGCCACGCAGAGCACACACGUGUAGCUACAGGAUUGUGGGGCUCUGGUGUUCAGGUCUGGAAGGUGGUAAAGUGUGUGUGGGGUUAGGAUCAAACUCUCUGGGGCUAUAUACACUGUAUGUGACCUUGGGCAAGUCACUUAAAAGGAGCCUCAGUUUCCUCCUCUGGAAAGUGAAAGUAAUACUGGUAGGGUUGCUAUGAUAAUUAAAUGAGAUAAGGCAUGUUAAGCACUUAACAUGGUUGUUGCGAUAUAGCUAAACCAAACCCAUUGCUGUUGAGUCGAUUCCCACUCAUAGUGACUCUAUUGGAUAGAGUAGAACCGCCCUAUAGAGUUUCCAAGGAGUGACUGGUGGAUUCAAACUGCCGACAUUUUGGUUAGCAGCUAAAGCACUUAACCACUGCACCACUAGGGCUCAACUAAUGUAAGCUGACAGCACUGUUAUUACUAAUAUUACUAUACACCAGUCUCCCCCACAGGGCUUUGAUGCAGCUCAUAGCCAGGUGUGGGAGCAGAAACAGUGUCUUCUCUGGUCUGGUUCUUCUCUUCUUUUGACACGUGGUUCUCUGGUGCCCUCUUAUCUGUUGGUUCAUGUCAGACUGGUCACUUGCUUGUAGCUAAGGUGAUAUACUAAUUGCAGGGAAUUCCUGGCCUCUCUAUGUAUGAUUUCUCGAAGUUCAGUCUUGAGUUACAGUGACUUCCUGGCUUUCCUUUGCAUACUUUGUCACCUGAGUUCCUACUGCCAUUGCAUAACCAGGUAUGUGCUUGACUUUCAGAAGAUACGUUCCUCUCCCAAUCAAAUAUAACUACAUAGGGCAUAACAUCUGUGAAUAGCUGCUCCCCUGCCUCCCAACCCCAGAUCUUCUGUCGCUGCUUGGCCAAGCUUUUCUGGAUCAAUGAAUCCCACCUGGGAUGCUUUUGAAAACUACAGCUUCCAAGGUCCCACUCCCAGUCCUUUUGAACUGAAAUCUUUGUGGCUAAGAAUCACUAUAAUGAAAACACCUGGUGUUAAGCGUCAGUGAAGAACUUCUGAGAUGAGUGUUGUCUGCUUAACUGAUGCCAUUCCAUCGAGGUGGCUACUCUCUCUUUCACAUGGGAUAGAGCAGAUGGAAGCUUGGGAUUUUGAGUUAUCCACCUCAUGUUCCUUUCAGGAAAGCAGCAAAAGCGUGCUUUAGACUCUACACCUAAUAUCUCUUAAGGAUUCUGAGAGCCUCUGUGUCCUGCAGGUGCAACCCCUGAUUUAAUUAGGAAAGAGGGCCUUCCAGCUCUCCCUAUAAAACCUCUUUGGCGCGUGCAUUUUCCCGUGCUGGUACUCAAGACUGGAAGUGGAAGGAUUGAGCCUUCGACAUGUACUACGUCUGCUUAGGUGGCCUAAAAUUCCCUAAGAAGAGCGAAGUUCAUAUCCCAGCCAAAAAGAAGUAUGAGUGGGCCAACUCAGCCUUUGAGAAGAAGAGGAGGAGGAGGAGGAGGAAGAAGAAGGAGGCCCAUUUUUGUUACAUGGGGAAAAUCCUAAAGCAAACCCACCCAGACUUCAGUGGGUGCUCCUGGGUCUUGGAAGCACUGGGCUGUCUGGAUGACUGGCAACUGGAAUGGGUUAGCCUGGAGGCGGUUAGACUGUCCUUUUACAAGCACAGAAGAGCCAUCACCAGCAGAGAGAUCCUUGAAGCCAUGAAGCAGAGAUCCCCUCGGAGGAGCUUUUGAAUAAAUGAAGUGGCUCUGAAUGGCCCUAUUGUUGAAAUGACCACACUUGUCAAAAAAAGAGUGGUUAUGUCGGAGGGCUGAGCUGGAUGACAAGGUGUCUGAGAGGCACCUGCUGCAUCAGGAGUUUCGGCGUUACAAACCUGGUCUCUGGGUCCCUUGUUUUUAGCAUCUUACUUUGUGAAACCAAAUAAAAGCUUUUCUCGUGUGCGUGUGUAUGUGUGUGCAUAUGUGUAAAAUGCUUGUCGUCUGUGGCUUUUUAGUUUUUGUUAUGCAUGCUUUCUCUGCUGUUCCCCCAAUAUGUUUACCCACUCCAGACCCAGGGUGGAGACUUCUGUGGGAAUAAACUGAGAUCGUGGGGAGAUGUGAAUCAGAGACAGACUGGCUUGAAAGUGAACGGCAUGGGCAAGACUCUCAGUGUAGAGAGCAGUAAGGAGUACCUGGGUGGCGUAAAUGGUUACACGCUCAACUGCUAGCUGAAAGGUUGGUGGUUUGAACUCAUCUAGAGGCGCUUCGGAAGACAGGCCUGCUAAUCUGCUUCCAAAUAGUCACAGCCUUGAAAACCUAUGGAGCAGUUCUGUUCUGCACACACGGAGUCACUAGGAGUCGGAAUCGACUCAAUGGCAAAUAAUAAGAAGAGGACUGCUCUUGGCUUCUGGCUUUCUUUUUUUGCUACAGUCUUCCUUCUUCACCCCAUGGUAUAGACAGAUUGUUAUGGCUACUGAAAGUGUUUAGAGAGAUGCUGUUUGAAUUUCUAUGGGAGAAGGAUGAUUUCUUAUUUUAGGCACACUGCCUCGAUUUAUAGAACUAAAAAAAUAAAGCGAUAGGAGAUCUUUCAGCUCUUUGAGCAGAUGGCAUAUGGUGUUGGUCAUCUAUAUAGAGCUUAACAUAGUAACGUGUAUGUGAUAAGUGUCUAUCAAAUGUAUAAGCUGGUCCCAACUGUGG
Loxodonta africana (African savanna elephant) is the source of this 8693-nucleotide messenger RNA. RefSeq names its product histone H2A.N (gene H2BN1). The record is from RefSeq and is a predicted model, not a curated record. NCBI's taxonomy places the organism in Eukaryota, Metazoa, Chordata, Mammalia, Proboscidea, Elephantidae. Gene Ontology annotation, molecular function: protein heterodimerization activity. The transcript is spliced from 2 exons. The coding region runs from base 7398 to 7751 and encodes 117 amino acids.